This is a messenger RNA of Harpegnathos saltator (Jerdon's jumping ant), 4883 nucleotides long. It is a transcript of the gene Lint-O, whose product is annotated as L(3)mbt interactor in ovarian somatic cells. Gene Ontology annotation, biological process: negative regulation of DNA-templated transcription. Gene Ontology annotation, molecular function: DNA binding; histone binding; chromatin binding. The record is from RefSeq and is a predicted model, not a curated record. NCBI's taxonomy places the organism in Eukaryota, Metazoa, Arthropoda, Insecta, Hymenoptera, Formicidae. Gene Ontology annotation, cellular component: nucleus. The transcript is spliced from 6 exons. Bases 1419 to 3788 code for a protein of 789 amino acids.
CCGAGGAGAAGAGCGUCGCGUGACACGCGUCCCGCGGCGAUGAUACCGCUGCCCGAGACUCGGCGAGCCGCGCAAAAGUCGGUGACGACAUGUAUCACCGUCGUCUCGGCGAAGACAAUCGCGACAACGUGGCGCGCAAAAGCCGAUAACAAGGACAUAGGCGCGCUCCGUCGACUCGCCCGCCGUGAGACCGUUCGUGCAUCGAGGACGCAUCAGCUACCUGAAGCGGACCCGCUGCGUCGCCCUUGCGACGCGCUUUCUCCUUCCCUAGCCGACGAUCCCGCGCGCUCUCUCGUCGCUGCUCGCUCAUCGCAGCGGCCAACGGAGAUAAUCGCGCCAGAGCUCCAUGCGGCGCGGCGCGACCGACGACACGAUCGACGCCCGCUUAUCGAUACACGCGACGAGGGUCAUAAGAGAUCUGGCAGCGGCGCGAUGGUAUGCCAUUGUCACGGCGAUAUCAGCGGAUAUCGACGACGUCGCCGUGAUGACAAUAAACCCGCGGCUCGCAGCGCUCGGCGGCGCGCUGGUGCCUCACAUGAGCGCGCGUUCGCCGAGAUCAACGAGAGAGUCUCGCGAGCAGCUGAGAGGCCGCGCCGGCGACGUAUGCCGCGUGGUACGUAUAGCGUAUACUCGCAUACACGUACACAGCAAUAUAUAAAACACACAUACGCGCGCGUAAAGGCUGCCGAAUACGCGCGACCGGGCCACACGGAUACUGGCGACGCCUGCGCAGACGGGCGCGUUUAGCGGAGACGCGCUGUAAGCGUGCUCCGUCACUACCGCCGUCUCGGUGCGUUUAUUCGCACAGUUGCCGCGGCCGUGCAAUGUUCGUACGCUCGCGUCCGUCUGUCUGUCUAUCUGUCCGUCUGUCGUUCGACCACUCGCGUUCGCCCGCUUGCUCGUUCGUCGCUUAGCUGGUCCGCGUCGGUCCGCGCGCCGCAUCUCUCGAUCUCGCGCCGUGACAUUUCGGAAGUUGCAUCCGCGCUCUCUCUCUCGUUCAGCGGCCGUUCUCGCGUGGCGGACUUUUGGCCGGGAAAUCCGCGUUGCGCGCUACGCGACGACAGACAAGACGCGACGCGUCGCGCGCGUCCGCACGCACGCACGCACGCACGCACGCACGCACAACGGUGCUCCUCACGACAACGGUGCGCGCUUAUUACGCGCCAUCGGCACGCAGGUGCGAAGAGAUCUCGGUGGACGUAGCUAUCCCCGGUGUCGUCGUCUGCCGUCAUCGGUCUCCGUGGUUGCGUCGUGCUGAUCAUCAGCGGGACCGAGAGAGUGGCGCGGGUUAUACUCGCUCAAUGAACGCUUAGCGCUCUCGGUCACGAGGCAACGUCGCGUCCCCUUGCUCUCCUCCCCCUCGUUUCCCCCUGUCGUCCCGCCGGUGAUCGUCGAACGGAGCCACGAGACAAGCCAGGAUGCAUCCCAACCUGGUGGAAGCGCGGAUAGCCCUCGAGCACCAGAUACUCGAAGCGAUCGAUCAGCUGCGUAAGCGUAAAGCGCGUCCUGAUGCUGACCGCAUCUGCAACUUCCUACUGCGGAAGUACUCCGUGGACGCGCGGGACACGAUCGCUGAUCUGCACCGGCUGAUCGAGGUCGAGAAGGUGAUCCAGGUGGAUUACAAGGGUCACACGAGCUACCGCAACGCGUCCAAGUGGUCCCGGUUGCAGCUGUACAAGAACCGGCCGGAGGGUUUCAUCAAGGAGAAGCUGAACUCUAGCAUGAUAUCGACCGCGGUGUCCGAACUCGUCGUCGGCGAGCCGGACUAUCUGGACCAGGGCGUGCCCGCUUGCCGGCUGAUCGAGCAGCUGCUCGACGGCGUCUCAAGCCCGACAUCCCGACGCAUGGUCGAGGAGUUUCUCAACAAGGAGGUCGCAUGCGGCAACAUCACGCGCCUGUCCAACGGCAAUUACACGCUGGUGGCGACGUCCGACGUGUCGACGCCCGCGGCGCCGGACGCGCCGCGACGCGACUCUGCGACGUCGUCGGCCACCACCACCACCCCCGCCAGCGCGUCCCGCGGCUCCCAGCAGAACGGCAACUCGGCGCGACGCGUCGGCAAGGGUUCCGCCGCCAGCAAGACCGCCAGCAGUCGCAGCAGCAGCAGGAGUAGCAGCAGGAGCAGCAACGGCAGUGGCGCGGCUGUGAGACGGAGGAAAAAGGCGAUGAUGGCGGCGGCGACGCUCGCAGCUACGGCUACGAGUGCCACGACCACGACGACGACGACGACGACAACCACCGCCGCCAGCACCGCCGCCACCGCCACGCUGUCGGUCGUGCCGCCGACCGCAGCGAAGACAUUGACAGCUGCUGCGGUGGCGAAGACGCUCGCCGCCGCCGCGGCGGAACUUUAUGAGUUUGACGAGACCGACAAUCUCACGACUACCGACUCGAGGUCGAAUACACCAAGAUUGUCGCGGCAAACUAGCCCGAAGAUGGAUCAGCAGUCGGACCCGAAGAAGGAGUCGGACGAUUACUCGGAGAUACUUGUUGACAAGAGUAACAAUGUGAGCAGUAGCGUGUCGUCGCCGCCGCCGCCGCCGCCGCCACCGCAGCAGCAGCAGCAGGAGGUGAUGGAGUGCGACGACAAUCAGGAGUCACACGCUUCGCUGGUGGAGGCAACCGUCCCAGCAGCGCCCGUGGUCGAAGAGUCACCCAAGUGCAACGAUGUUGUCCAAACGACACCUAACCUCAAAAGGCCCACCAAAGCUGAGCGAAAGCAGCGUCUGUUCGCGAGAACGGAGGAUCCGAUGGAUAUGAAGUUCGAAGAUGAUCCCAGGGACAAUAAGGAUGAAUUGGAAGCGUUAAAGGAGAAGCGGGACGAGACGGAUCGACGAUCGAGCGAUGACCGUGAGGACGAGGAGGCCGGCAGAAGCUCAACCAACACGUCGCCGACGCCGUCCAACGUCAACGCCAGUGGUUUUCGCAGUGCGCGUAGAAAGAGAGCAAAGAAGGUCUUUGACCCCUCAGACAACAAUCUAGUGAAACGUAAACGUGGCAGGCAACCAGGUAGUCACAAUAAAAACACAUUAACGCAAGACUCUCAGGAUGUUAGCAAGGUACUCAUCAAGGAUGGGCCAUGCAGACAGUGUAGUCUUUGUGCCAAAGAGAAACCAGAAGCAUUGGUGGCUUGUCGAGAUUGUACAGUACGAGCGCAUCCGAGUUGCAUUUAUAGUCCGGAGGAAAUGCUUCAAAAAGCUAACAGUAACUGGCAAUGUGAGCGCUGCAAAAGUUGUACAGUAUGUUGCGAAACUUCCGAUGCUGGUCCCCUAGUAACUUGCUUCAGCUGUGACGAAGCCUAUCACUACUACUGCCACACACCGCGUGUCACAACACCGAAGUCAAGUUCCAAGUGGUACUGCAACGACUGUUUGCAGAAACAGUACAAGGCGAACGUCGUUAGUCAAAACAUGAAUUCGGUCAAUACGAGUAGACCGAACACGCCGUCCAACACGCCUGUCUUGCCACCGGUCCUUAGUCCGCAAGUCUCACCCGCCAGGGGCUCCGAUCAAAUGGAGGACGACACACCGAGAGACAAAAUCGAUCCGAACAUUCCGGAUGCUUCAGACUGGACCUCUGAGCAAGUGUACCAAUACUUUGCGAGGCUAUUCCCUAAAGAGGCCGAGGUAUUUAGACAUCAAGAGAUUGACGGUCACUCACUUCUCUUGUUGAAACGUUCGGAUGUGCUGACUGGACUUGACUUACUGCUGGGACCUGCAUUGAAGAUUUACCGACACGUCCUGAAACUUCAAGUGCGCAGAGACGACCCUAAGCUGUAUUGGUUAUAAUACAAGGACGACAUCGUGCAAGUGAUCAAAAACGCCGACUUUUUCACGGUGUUGUUCCCCAGUUAUGCAAUUUGUAUUGUGUACAAAUUGUGAGCCUUCAUAUUGAUUAAGAUUGUGACUUUAUCUGGUUUUCCGACUGGAGCCAUUUGAUCCAUGUAAAUACAAGAUAUGAUUUAUUUUUAUAUCAUUUCAGCUAUCGUCUCUUGCACGAAAUACGAUCGACCUGCGAACGGAAGUAUACACAUACAGGGACGGAACGCGAUAUAUCUAGGAAUAAAUUGGAAUAAUAACAAUAUUAUUUGCAGCAUGUUCUCUUGUACCUUUUGUAGGUACUUCGUCGCGUAACACAGCGUCUGUAUACAUAAAUAUAAACAGAGACAUGUAUGUAUAAAUAUUCUUACGCAUACAUGCGUCACAUAAUAUUUCAAUGUCAUUUAGACGCUGUCGUACCUCGAAGUACUCGUGAGAGAUUUAAGUGCGUUUUACGCUAAGUAGAUUGCAUUAUAAACUUAUGUAAUUUUAUAACGCAAUGCUUGUUACGCUAUAUUACAUUACGAUACGACAAACUCAUAUUAUAACAUUACGAUACGACAAACUCAUAUGCCUCAAAGUACUUACAUUGAUACAGAAAGCCCUACAUCCAAGUGGCGUUACGUUUUCAAAUAGUCGCGGAAAGUUCAAACAUGCUGCAGAUGUUAAUGCUAUUCGAAGUAUACACGUAAUCCUGAUCCCUGCGUAAUCGAUGUGUAUACAUUCCGUCACGUUCAAACGCGUGCCGUAUUUUCUAAGAAAAUGCAGAUAUUUUUCAUCAGAAUUGUUACUUGUUAAUCUAGGUCUAUAUUGAGAAUUCUAGACUGUUCGAAAGGAAACAAAAAGAAAAUGAAAAAAAUGUACAUUAAAAGAAGGUAAAAGCAGUUAUUUGAGAUGGAUUAUUUACACACCUUUGUAUUAUAACAAACUUGAAUUUUAUUAUUCAGUUUUACAUACAGAGGUAACACACAUUUAUCUGUAGGACAUAAUUAUGAGAUAUAUCGAGGAACAUGGUACUUUGGUUUUACAAUGUACUUUUCUAUGCAAUAAAUAUUUUGAUAUUUA